AGCAAAUUAAAAAUUGGUCUGGUAACCUGUUUAUCUAACGCAACCACAUAGCAGAAAAUAAAGUGCAGUUUCUGAACUCUUCAGUUCAACAUUUUUCUCUGUGAACAAUAGGAAUGGACCUAAUAGAGCACAAAUACGUUGAAGUGAACGGGCUAAAACUUCACGUGGCUGAAAUUGGAAGUGGGCAAUCGCCGGCUGUGGUUUUCUUACAUGGAUUUCCAGAAAUAUGGUACUCGUGGCGCCACCAGAUGAUUCCAGUGGCAAAUGCUGGUUUCAGAGCCAUUGCACUGGAUUACAGAGGAUAUGGGCUAUCUGAUCCGCCGCCCCAACCUGAGAAGACCACCUUUUUAGACCUCGUUCGUGACCUUCUUGCGCUUUUUGAUGCUCUUAGCAUCUCCAAGGCUUUUCUGGUUGCUAAAGAUUUUGGAGCUAUGGUAGCUUCUAUGUUUGUUGUUCUCUACCAGGACAGGGUCUCGGGGUUCAUGACGUUAGGACUUCCAUUCUACCUUCCUCAUUUUCUCACUUGGCCCCUCCCUGAAGGAUUCUAUGUGUCGAGAUGGAAGGAGCCCGGGCGUGCUGAAUCUGAUUUUGGUCGUUUCGAUGCCAAAACUGUAGUGAGGAAUGUUUAUAUCCUGUUCUCCAAAAGUGAAAUACCAAUGGCUCGUGAAGACCAGGAGAUCAUGGACCUUGUGGACUCAUCCACUCCUUUACCCUCUUGGGUCACUGAGGAAGAUAUCGCGACCUAUGGAAUGUUGUAUGAGAAAUCGGGAUUCCAAACUGCAUUGCAGGUUCCUUAUAGGUCAUUUCAUGAAGAUAUUAAUAAGCCAGAUCCAAAAGUUGAAGUUCCGGCUCUGCUGAUCAUAGGAGAGAAAGAUUACGCCUUGAAUUUUACAGAAAUGGUGGAUUACGUAAAGAGCGGAAAAGUGAAAACAUUUGUGCCAAACUUGGAGAUAAAUUUCAUUCCAGAAGGAACUCAUUUUGUUCAAGAGCAACUGCCUGCCCAGGUGAAUGAACUUAUUCUCAACUUCCUCAGAAGCCACAGUUAAGUCAUAUAUCCCCAAAAUGCUCUUAAAAUCACUCUGUAUUGAAGUAACUUAUACAAUGUUUGAAUCUCCAUCUGGCUUGUAAACUAUGAAUGGUUAUGACUUUUACUUAUUUUUUAUAUAUCACUUAAAACGUCUGGACUAGACUAGACUUGUGUUAUAACAUCACUUGUGUUAAAUAAUAUUAUUCUAUUCUUCAUGCUUGUA
Messenger RNA from Olea europaea var. sylvestris, 1250 nucleotides. Its product is annotated as AB hydrolase superfamily protein YfhM-like. The coding region runs from base 114 to 1046 and encodes 310 amino acids. Gene Ontology annotation, molecular function: hydrolase activity. The record is from RefSeq and is a predicted model, not a curated record. Lineage: Eukaryota; Viridiplantae; Streptophyta; Magnoliopsida; Lamiales; Oleaceae. The transcript has 4 exons.